UGGCUUAGACUUCCCCUUACCAAAGCAAUAGAGAGACUGCUGACCGCUGCAUACUGUACUCAAUCACUUGCAAGACUACCUUUACACUUUUCAGUGAUCGCAAUCCUGAAUAUCUUUUUGUAGGCAGCACUCGUCGAUGGCUUCAAGUACGAACGUUGACGUAACCGAAAAGGUUGAAGAUUUCCGGGCUGGGUAUCCACAGUUCUCAGCUCUUAUCUCGGCCUACGGACCAUUCUUCCUGUGCCGCCGCUUUGAUAGAAUUCGCGCCCGGAUACUCCUCCUCAAGCAAGAAAGACUCUCUGUACUCGAGGCGAAGCUUGACAACAUUGAUAAACAUGAGCAAUGUCCACUCUUCCUAGGCUCAAGUCGAUCUGACAAGAACGACGAGCGCCUGGCUGUGCUGUUAGAGCUUGAAGAGAAGUUAUUAGAUUAUGAUACAUUCUUAAAAAAUACACGCAGCCUGUUUGAUUCGUCGGCUGCUGAGUCAAAAGACAUAACGAGCUUACAGAACUGGCUGAGCGCAACCGGGUGCAUCCCUCGUGACGAGACCAUGUAUCUUUCUCAUACAAAAGAUCUUGCAAGUCUAGCAUCGCCCGCAGACAAUCCUGUGUUGAGACUAGAGAGCUGGGUGGAGCGUACAAUGGUCUGGCUCUGGCAUGGGUUCCGUAACAAUCAUCAGCACAAUCUCUCCGACAAUCCAAAUGUGUAUUUGUACUCUGGAACUCGAAUUCGACGAAUUGCCCGAACCAUCCUCCUACUUUUGAUCACAUGUCUACUCCUCUCGCCGGUGGUUAUCUGUAGUGUGACGCAUAAUUCUUUAGUACGGCUGGCGGUAGUCAUGGUGUCUACACUGCUCUACCUCUCAGUUCUUGCAGCAACAACGAAGGCUAGAACUAUUGAGCUGGUUGUUGCUGGCGCAACGUAUGCCACCGUGCUUGUAGUAUUUGUCUCAGGAGCAGAUAGUAAUUAGUAAGAUGUAAAGAGCUUUUGUAAAUCUAUACACAUGUGUGUUCUAUCAAAAAGAAAAACAGAGAUUUAUGUUACUCUAGAGCGUAAUAUUAUUCCUUUACUCUAUGCCAACUAAAGGGCAAAACGACAAAAAAGAAAUCUUCUCGUGUGACCUAACCAGGGGUCGAACCUGGAAUCUCUUGAUUUCAGAACGAAUCGUAGUCAAGCGCCUUGCCAUUGGGCCAUUAGGCCAG
Messenger RNA from Boeremia exigua, 1202 nucleotides. RefSeq lists its product as uncharacterized. The record is from RefSeq and is a predicted model, not a curated record. Bases 137 to 970 code for a protein of 277 amino acids. Lineage: Eukaryota; Fungi; Ascomycota; Dothideomycetes; Pleosporales; Didymellaceae. The transcript has 5 exons.